AUGUCAUCAAUUGAAAAUCUAUCACCAUCAGCUUUAAAUAGAAGAGGAACAUUCUCAAAAGCAAAAAGCUUUAGAAGAGCAGCAUUAAAUCUAGAUGUUCAAGGUUCCUCAGGACAACCACAUGUUUUCAGAUUUUUAAAUGGUGAAGAAUAUUCAGGGCCAGAAUUAGUUGAGGCUAUUAAGCCAAAUAAUAUCAAUACAGAAUCAGAAGAAUAUAAGACACCAUUGUUUUUGGGAGCAAAUGGUACCCUUUAUAAUAAAUAUUAUAUAGCAAUUAAAUAUAUUGGUAUCGAUGACAAUAACCCACCAGCAGGUCUAUCACCAUCAUUAUCCUCUUCAUCAUCAUCUUCUUCUUCAUCAUCAGCAUCACCAUCAUUAACCUCACCAACACCAAAUAAAAAUAACGAUAUUGGAAGUGUAAAUAAUAAAUCACCAUCAUCAGCAACAGUAAAUAAAACCUUAAAAAAGAAUAGUCCAAAAAACGACCUCACACCCUAUCUUAGAUUUAAUUCAACAGACCAAAUUUAUAAUUCAUUUCCAGACUAUCAAGCUUAUGACGACUAUAUAGAUUAUGAACAAUCAUUAAUUGAAUGGAAGAAACAAGUAGAAGAGAAUUUAGGUGUAGUUCAAUUACCACACAGUAUCGGUAGAACCUAUGGUAGACCAAAGUUACAACAAGAACGUUUAUUUAGAAAAAAUUCAGAAGCAUCAAAUGACGACUCACUCUCAUACGAUAUGGAGAGAAAAUAUACAGAUUCUGACAUGAAAGAUAUGUCUUCAGUAACCGAUGGUGAUAUAGAUGGCUUAUCUGGUACAGGUGGCGAAGAUUCAGUAAGCGGUAGCGGUAAUGUUAAUCAUAAUAGUGGUAAUGGACGUGAACGUAGUAAUAGUGACACUAGUACUGGCUCAUUCGAUGGCACCCAAUUAGACGGCUCUAAUAGUCCAAUGGAUGGAUCACCCAGCACAGGCUCAUUGGCUAGUAUCAUUGCAAAUGGUACUCGUAGUAGAAGUAAUAGUGGCGCAUUUAUAGAUCAUAGAAUUCAACGUUCAAAUUCACUUUCACCAAAACAUACAUUGCAAGGUCGUCUUGGAGAAUCUGGCGAACCAUAUGGUAAAAUGGGACGUACUGGUAGCUCAAUAUUUGAAGAAAACACCAUUCUCAACAAAGAUCCAUGGGAUUCACAACUCAUUUUAACAGAACCAAUGCCCGAGCUCUUUAGCACCUUUGAAGAAUAUGAAUUUGCAAUGAGAAAUUGGUCAAACGAAGUAAUCUCCAAAACCUCAGUUCUCCCACCACAUCCCAGCCAAUUCAUUCAAUUACCCUCAAAAGAUAAAAGUGACCAAACUACAAACCAAGAAUUGGGUGAAUCUACAAACAAAUAUAUUGAUGUUGAUGGUUUCGAUGUAAAUAAAUCAAAAGAAGAAUGGAUUCUUCGUCCAAUUGUACGUCCAAUUGUUACAGAGGAAACUUUAAUUUUUAAUAGAAUUUUAUCAAAUUCAAAGCUAUCAUGUGGCCAAUAUUUAAAUCUUUUCAAUAUUAAGGAUCAUCUUGACAAUCCAACCAAAACAAAUCUAUGGAAAACUUUACCACAAGAAGAUAGACUUAAAAUUACAGAAAUUGUUGAUCAAUGGUAUAGAAAAAAAAUGCUUGUUCAACGUCAAACAGCAUCAAGUUACCGUGGUGGUUUAUGGUCAAAUCAUUUAUUAAUGCCAACAAUUCAAAAUGGAUGGAAAGAGUCAGUCACAAAGAAAGGUAACCUUUUACCACCAUUAACUCUUAAAGCAGUUCGUCGUUCCGAUAUCAAUAGUGAAGCCGAUGGUAAAAGAGUCGAAUAUAAUUAUCCAAUACCAGAGUUACCAAUCAACUUUAGCAAACUUUUAUCACCAAAUAUGAAUUUACAAUACUAUUUAGUUUUAGAAAACCAACAAACAAAUCAACCAGGCUCAUCAGGCGCAGGCGGUAGUGGUAUUGGUGGUUCAUCAGGCGGCAGUGGUAGUGGUCUUAGUAUUAGCGGUGGUGGUAGUAAUUCAUCUAUCAAUUCAUUCACUUCAACUACACUUAGCAAUAUUUCAAGAGAGGAUAGAAAACAAUACCUUAAAACUCUUCAAGCCUAUGAAUCUAGACUUCAAUUUAGUUUUAGAUAUGAUCAUCUAAACUCAUGGUCUGAUGGUAGAAUCACACCAACCGAAUUACAAGAAAAGAAAAUGGAAAUCGAAUCUAUUGUAACACAACCAGGCUUUGAUUUACAAAAUGGUGUUUGGUCCCUUAUUAAUAAUGCUUCACAAUAUUUAGAUAAAUUCCAAGAGUGUUUCGAUAUGGGCGACAUUCGUUUAUUUGCACCAACCAUUCCAAUUAUUCCAGCAAUCAUUCCACAAAUGUUAUUAAAUACAAGUUCAUCUUCAUCCUCACCAAACAGUGUUAGACCAGCCCAACCAUUAUCACCACAUGUUAGUAGUUCAAUGUUAGGAUCACCACCAACUCGUACAGGUUCAACAGGUUCAUUUAGUUUUGCAGGUUCACCAGCUGGUAAUAAGAUGUCACCAAAUAGCAGCCAUAACAAUAUUGUUAUGCCAGGUACAUCAUUAGAUUCACCACGUUCACAAUCACAAUUAGCCGCAACUGUUGAACGUAGUGGUAGUCCAAGAAGUGGCUCUCAUGCUUCAGGCAAUGGUCCAAGUAUUUCUACAAAUAUUUUCCUUGGUCUUAUUAGUACAGAUUCAUUCCCAAUUCUUUUGAAGUUUAUUGAUUACGUUAAUAAUCCAUUAUCAUUAUCAAAGCUUUCAACAUUAGUAAUUUUAACUCUCUCAUCAGAACUCAAGGGUACAAUGGUAAUCGAAAGCAUUUUAUUCUCCAAAGAUUUAAAUUCACUUUAUCGUAUGGCCAAAGCUAUUUCAUAUUUUGAUGCAGUACCAUUGGAUCUUUUCCCAUAUCCAUCACAUCUCAAUGAAAUGCUCACACCAUCCAUUGCUAAAGGCUCAACUCAAGAGGUAGUUAGAUUAGUAUUUGUAUAUUAUUAUUUAGGUAUUAUUCAAGAGAGAUUAAAUUUCUAUUGUAAUAAUGUCGGCGUUUUAGGUUUUAUCAAUACCUCAAAGAAAGAUGCUGCCGAAAGAAUUGGCAUUCAAUUCCAAAAUGACAAAGAUUUCCUCUAUAAAAUAUUUAGAGCACUCGGUAGAAAAUCAAUUGAGGUUAGCAACUGCUUCCUUUUCGUUUUAAUCCAACUCAUUAAAAUGUCAGAAUCACCAACUGUUCACUCAUUAUUAAAGAAAGAUCUUUUAACUCAUGUCCGUGAUUUAUCACACUCCAAAUUUGCUCACUCUCAAUUUGCUGCCAAAAGAAUAUUCCAAAUUCUUCAAGAGGAUCCAUGGAAAGAAUUUUUAAUUGCUUGUUAUACCGAAAGUAUUAAAAAGCUCGAAUCACAACAUCUCACCGAUUUAACAACUUGUAAAGAAGAUGGUAGUAAUAGUCUUUUUGCUGAAUUGGUAUUCCAAUUCUUAACAUCAGUUUUAGAAAAUGUUAGUGGCUCACCAAAAUCACUCUACAAAUUCAUAUUGAACGAUUUCAUUUUCUUCCAACUAUAUAAUUUAAUUGUAAGAUCUAAAAAAUUCACUCAAAACGUUGAAUUGGUUUCAAGAUUAUUUGCUAGUCUUUGUAAAGUUUUAUCAAAAUUCAAUUUAUUUAAAAACAACGAAUCAAUUAAAAGUGGUGGUAAAAGUGACUCAAAGAAAUCUUCAACUGAUGACGGUAAUAAUAUUCCAAUUUCUCCAACUAUAUUAUUUGAAAUUAUUUCAUUUUUAUCAAAUACAACAAAUGAUAAUAAUAAGUAUUCUCAAACAAUUAAAACAAAUAUGUUAAUUUCAUUGAGACACAUAUUAAAAGUACAAGAAAUUUUCGAAACUAUCAAAAAAGAAGAAAAAUUAUUUAAAUUUUUAAUUCCAUCAUGUAGAGAUGGUAAGAAUCCAGAAUUCAAUCGUAAUAGUUGGAGAUUAUUCUUCCAAAUGAUUAGAUACCAUCAUGGUCAUAUAGAAUAUUUAGAAAAGAGCAAAUAUUUAAUUGCUUUCAUCGAUAUUAUUACAUUAAAUGCUGGUAAUGUGGUCCUAACCAAUUCACUUCACUAUUUAACCAAAUUAUUUUCAUUAUUCCAAUAUGAAACAAGAAAGAAUGUUAUUAGACCAGUCGGCUCAAACCCAAUCGAUACUAAAUAUGUAGAAAAAGAUGUUAAAUCCUUGGUUAGUUUUUAUGUAGAUAGACAUUUAUUCAUCAAAUUCCAUAUGAUCUAUAAAAAACUCAUUGAUUCAACCGAUGCCUCAGAUUCAAAAUCAAACGAUGUUGACCAACGUUUAUUAAAUGUACUUAUAACUCUCUAUAGAGUAAUCGCAGUUGUACCAUCUUGUCAAAAAUUAAUGAAGGACUCAUUAAAACAUUCAGAAUAUAAAAAUGGUAUCAUUCAAGUAUCAAAAUGGUUCUCUCCAAAUUCUAUAAAUUAAAUAAUAAUAAAUCCAUUAAAUAAAAGUAUAAAUAAUAAACUUUACC
Messenger RNA from Dictyostelium purpureum, 4531 nucleotides. RefSeq lists its product as uncharacterized. The transcript has 4 exons. Gene Ontology annotation, biological process: positive regulation of TORC2 signaling; positive regulation of Ras protein signal transduction. The record is from RefSeq and is a predicted model, not a curated record. NCBI's taxonomy places the organism in Eukaryota, Evosea, Eumycetozoa, Dictyosteliales, Dictyosteliaceae. Bases 1 to 4485 code for a protein of 1494 amino acids.